Molecule: messenger RNA, 654 nt
Organism: Thlaspi arvense
Lineage: Eukaryota; Viridiplantae; Streptophyta; Magnoliopsida; Brassicales; Brassicaceae
Source: the annotation of a GenBank genome assembly
AUGAGUAGGGUUUCCAAGCAGUGUAACUCCAGACUAUGUUCCUUUUCAAAAAUGGGACUCAUUGCAGACCCGUUAUUGACACUGGCUCUUUUGGGUGCCAUUGGGGUUGGUGAAAAGUCAGCUACUGUCAUCGGGGCAACAUUUCAGUGGUUUUUGAGGGAUCUAACUGGAAUGCUUGGAGGGGUCAUGUUCACAUUCUACCAGAAAAGGCAUUGCCAAGCCAUAAGAUCCCCCACGUUGCAAGGGUCAAGCUUGCACAACUUGGAAACCUUCCAAUGGCAAUGGAGCAACUUUGCUUUUGAUACUCAACUCAUUUCUUACAUUAUUAGUGGAUCAAACCUGGAUAGCAAUGCUAAAAUGUGGCGUCUAAUUGCUGAUCUCAUGAAUGAUCUUGUUGUGAAGGUGUUUGGGGAAGGAGUGUUUGUGAACAGAGGCAGUGGUGGUUGUGGCUGUAGAUUGGUAGUGGCAACAGUAGUGGAUGAUGGUGGCAAAAGUGGUGGUGUUAGCAUGGAAUGUCAGUGUGUGAAUUGCAGCAAAAUGAUGUCAUGUUGGGUUGAUUUUGGUGGACUGAUGGUGGUGAUUAUGAUGGUAGUUUCAGGAGUUGGUAGUGGUAGGUUGCUGAAGGCUGGAGGCUGGAGUGAAGGACAGCGAUGA